Notothenia coriiceps (black rockcod) is the source of this 504-nucleotide messenger RNA. RefSeq names its product carboxyl-terminal PDZ ligand of neuronal nitric oxide synthase protein-like. NCBI's taxonomy places the organism in Eukaryota, Metazoa, Chordata, Actinopteri, Perciformes, Nototheniidae. The record is from RefSeq and is a predicted model, not a curated record. Gene Ontology annotation, molecular function: nitric-oxide synthase binding. The transcript has 4 exons. The annotation marks the transcript as partial.
AUGGUUCCUAAGCCAAGUCCCAGUCAGGCCAUGCGUAUUGUUCGGACAGUCGGCCAGGCGUUCGAGGUUUGUCAUAAACUGAGUCUGCAUCACACACAGCUGAACGCAGACGGACAGGAGGACUGUCACAGUGAGAAGAACGGCAACGACUCCUCCAUCACAGCUCGGGAGAUAACGGCCGUGGAGGAGCCGGCAACCGUCGCCGAGGAGACAGAUAUCGAUGCAGAAGAGCCGGCACAGGUGCCGUCAGCGGAGGAGUUAAACCCCAAUAGAGGGGUGACUGAUUUAGACGCCACAGCCAAGACGCCUGACGUUAACCCAGUGGAGACGAAGUGGUUGCAGGCUUCAGAGGAGGCUUCUCUCCUGAUUGCCAGCCCCAGGAUGCUGCUCCCUGCAUCGGGCACACUGCCACCAGGUGGACCCCUGUCGACCCACCACCAGAUCCAGCUGCUCAACCAGCAGCUCCAGCAGCAAGAGCAGCAGACACAAGUCGCUGUGGCACAG